Molecule: messenger RNA, 612 nt
Organism: Guillardia theta CCMP2712
Lineage: Eukaryota; Cryptophyceae; Pyrenomonadales; Geminigeraceae
Exons: 6
Coding region: 1-612 (203 amino acids)
Cellular component (GO): nucleus; cytoplasm
Source: RefSeq, a predicted model, not a curated record
AUGCUCAACAUACUGUGCCUGCAUGGCUACCGGCAGACGCGCAAGGGAUUCUACGGCAGAACAUCAGCUUUCAGGAAGAGUCUCAAGAAGAUCGCCAACUUUCACUACCUGGAGGCUCCAUUUCUAGUUAGCCAGGAUGGAGAUACGGCACAACCUCAUGCGAUCGCUCCGUGUGACUCGAGGACGUCAGGGCUAGAGACUUCGCUCGAGCUUGUCUUGCAAGCCAUCCAGACGGAUGGACCUUUCGAUGGCAUCUGCGGGUUCUCGCAGGGAGCGGCACUAGCAGCAGCUGUGUGCAGGAGGCUAGAAGGCACAUCCUUCAGCCAUGGCAUUCGCUUCCUCCUCCUCUUCAGCGGCUACUCCAUCGCCUCCCAGCCGACGGCAGGGCUAACGCUCCUCCGCACACCUUCGCUGCAUGUUUGGGGGCUCCAGGACGCACAGGUCCCGAGCAUGAGCAGCGAGCGAUUGUCCAAGGAUUUUGCAGAGCCUCAGGUUCACGUCCAUGACGGCGGCCACUACAUUCCCACCAACCCAGAGGCAAGGAGGCUCUACAACGACUUCAUGCUGCCAUUCACAGCUUCCGACUCUGCAGCAAAUGCUUUAAUAAACUAA